This is a messenger RNA of Oldenlandia corymbosa var. corymbosa, 3889 nucleotides long. Lineage: Eukaryota; Viridiplantae; Streptophyta; Magnoliopsida; Gentianales; Rubiaceae. The record is from the annotation of a GenBank genome assembly.
AUGAAACCUAGAAUAUAUUUCCAACAAAAUGCGCGACAGCUGGAUGGCUUUCUUGAGAUUAAGUGAUGGAAAAAGGGUAAUUUCAAUUCUUCAGUUUCCCGCCCAUCGCCCUUCCGCCUACUAAUACGAGUGUAAAAACAUAAAUGGGAAAAAUAAUAAAAUAAAAAUUCAGAAAACCCUUUCAAUUUCUCUCUUCCAUUUUCCUCCGAAACUUUCCAUUUUCCGGUCGGAGGGCCGUGCACGAAGAUGGCGUUGGUGGAUCAGAAUUUAGCGAAAGAUGAAUCGCUGGCUGAUUCUCCAACCUCUGUGCUUGAAGAUGAGGAUGUGUGCAAGGAGAAAGAUGGCGUCAAGUUGGAGGAAGAAGUGUUUCUUGAUGCUAAGAAUGGAGAUUUAUCUCUCAUAUCAGAAUCUAUGGCUGUUGAGGAACAGAAACUUCUUGAGGAACGGUUGAAGAACGAUGAAGAUACACCUAAAGAAGUGCCUGUACUGAAUGACACUCAAUACAGUAAACUGGAUGAGCUUUUAACCCAGACUGAGCUUUAUUCAGAGUUUUUGUUGGAGAAAAUGGAUGAUAUUACCAAGGUUGGACUUGAAAGUGACGACAAAGCUCCAGUAGAGAAGAAGAAAGGUCGUGGUGGGAAAAGGAAGGCAGCGGCAGAUUACAACAAUAAGAAGGCGAAAAGAGCUGUUGCAGCCAUGCUGACAAGAUCGAAAGAAGGUGGUUCUUAUGAGGAGGAUUCUGACCUCACAGAGCAGGAGAGAACUGAGAAAGAGCAGGCUGAACUGGUACCCCUUUUGACUGGUGGAACUCUGAAGUCUUACCAGAUUAAGGGUGUUAAGUGGCUGAUUUCAUUGUGGCAAAAUGGAUUGAAUGGGAUACUGGCAGAUCAAAUGGGGCUUGGGAAGACGAUUCAAACAAUUGGUUUUCUUGCUCACUUAAAAGGAAAUGGUUUAGAUGGACCUUAUUUAAUCAUUGCUCCUCUUUCUACUCUCUCAAACUGGGCGAAUGAGAUAAAUCGGUUUACACCCUCUGUCAAUGCAAUUAUAUACCAUGGUGACAAGAAAGAAAGGGAUGAUAUAAGGAGGAAGCACAUGCCAAAAACAAUAGGUCCCAAGUUCCCCAUUGUUAUCACUUCCUAUGAAGUUGCAAUGAUGGAUGCAAAAAAGCACUUGAGGCACUAUAGUUGGAAGUAUCUUGUGGUUGAUGAGGGUCACAGGUUGAAAAAUUCAAAAUGCAAGUUAGUCAAGGAGCUAAAGCUCUUGAAUGUUGAAAAUCGGCUUUUAUUAACUGGAACACCCUUGCAGAAUAACUUGUCAGAACUUUGGUCAUUGUUAAAUUUUAUACUGCCUGACAUCUUCUCCUCUCAUACAGAGUUUGAAUCAUGGUUUGAUCUUUCUGGGAAGUGCAUUGAUGAUACUUUAAGGGAAGAAAUGGAAGAGAAGAGAAGAACUCAGGUUGUGGCAAAAUUGCACAAAAUCUUGCGUCCUUUUCUGUUGAGGAGGCUGAAAACAGAUGUGGAGCAAAUGCUUCCUCGUAAGAAGGAAAUAAUAUUAUAUGCUACCAUGACUAAACAUCAAAAGACCUUUGCAGAUCACCUAGUUAAUAAGACUCUUGAAAGUCAUUUGAAGGAAAAGAAUACCUCUGGACGAGGCAUGAAAGGAAAACUUAAUAAUUUGAUGCUUCAGCUUCGGAAGAAUUGCAACCACCCAGACUUAUUGCAGUCUGCUUUUGAUGAUUCAUUUCUUUAUCCGCCAGUUGAAGAGAUAGUUGAGCAGUGUGGCAAGUUUCGCUUGUUGGAUAGAUUGCUGAACAAGCUGUUUGCUCGUCAGCACAAAGUUCUCAUCUUUUCUCAAUGGACGAAGAUUUUGGACAUCAUUGAGUAUUAUUUCAGUGAAAGGGGGUUUGAAGUUUGUAGGAUUGAUGGCAAUGUGAAGCUGGAAGAAAGGAGAAGACAGAUAAAGGAGUUCAAUGAUGAGAGCAGUAAGUGUAGAAUUUUUCUUCUCAGCACCAGAGCUGGUGGGCUGGGUAUCAACCUAACUGCUGCUGAUACGUGCAUCUUAUAUGACAGUGAUUGGAAUCCCCAAAUGGAUUUACAGGCAAUGGAUCGAUGCCAUAGAAUUGGCCAAACCAAACCAGUUCAUGUUUACAGACUAGCAACUGCUCAGUCGGUGGAGGGUCGUAUGCUGAAAAGAGCAUUCAGUAAGUUAAAGCUCGAGCAUGUUGUGAUUGGUAAAGGACAGUUCCAACAAGAAAGAACCAAGCCUUCAACGGACUCAUUGGAGGAAGAGGAUUUACUGGCGCUGCUCAGAGAUGAAGAAGAUGAAGAGGAGAAAUGGAUACAGACAGAUAUCUCAGAGGAUGAUCUAGAGAAGGUUUUGGAUAGGAGUGAUCUCAUUUCAGGUUCUGAUUCAGCAGCGUUGGUUCCUCUGAAAGGGCCUGGUUGGGAGGUGGUGAUCCAGAAUGUAACUGGCGGCGUACUUUCCACCUUAAACAGCUAAUCUGCGCCUUCCGGAGGGACUUUUGGUUGUCACCUUUUGGGAUGAUGUUAGAUAUGGAAGGCCUGUGUUUUGUGGGAUUAUAAAUACUAGUAUAAUGUAUUGGCUGCUUUGAAUGUAUCAGGAGCCAAUUUACCUAGUAUUCUUCUGAAUCCCCGAAGGGUGCCGUCCGCUUUAGUUGAAAAAUUUUUGAGGCAGCUUUAGUUGCCGGUGCCCCUGUCUUUAGGCCUUGACCUUCCGGCACUGGGCAUCUUAUUCUACGUGUCUCUAAUGCCGUACGUAACAUUUUCAAGCACCACUCUUAUUAUUACAAAGAUGAAGCAGUGGAAUGAUUAACUUGGAUCUAGAAAUGAAGAAGGAUGCAUUGAUCACAUAACCUAGAGUCUAGGAAACAAGAUACACAAAUGAUACUGAUAAUCCAGGAGUGAUCACCAAAGUGUUGCAACUUCUAAUUCUAUAAUGUGAAUUAUUUUUAUAGGAUGGGUAAGUAAUAAUUGUUUCUUUAUUAUUAAAAUAUUCCAACAAUGCAGAACGUAGUACAACAGAGUUACACUUAAGGAAAUUGAAAACCUACUAAAAUGGCAACCUUAAUUUCAUUAAUCUUUCAUCCUUAAUUACUCUUAGAAUGAAUAUCAUUCGGAAGAAUGUAACGGUGGAAUGCGAGGCUCAUCUCCAGAACAUCUCCCUUAACGGGAUCACGAAAAUAAGUGCUGGCUGUGCCGAGACCUCGCGCCAUCCGGAAAUGGCCGGAACCGCCAACAACCGAGAACUCCCGGUACUUUGCCGGCACCAAAUUACGCCCCAAGAUGCUAAGAGUGCUGCCUUUGAACUCGCCGUCGGUGAAAACAAAGUUAAGGGUCAUAAGGGUGGCCAUUUCUUUCUGCGAAGAAAAUGUAUAGAGCCCUUGACAAUAACCGAUAACCUUCGCGUCGGGUUGAUCGGAAAAAGACUGCUCGGUUAAUGGAGCGUCUAUUGCUCUCACUAAACCGUAGUUUGUCUCCGGCGUCUUGUCGGUUGUACUCGCCUUCGCGACCGGGGUACUCGCCGGAGGAUCCUUGUCGAGGAUGUUGUUGAGAAAGAAGUGGAGUUUUGUGAGCUCGGGUUUUGCAUUGGGAAACUGUUCUAGCCAGUUUGCCACAGCUUCAGGACUUUGGUCAUCAGGAAGGCCAUGACUAGAUGAAAUCAUGUUCUUGGGAAAGGAAGAAUGGAAAUCAAGAAGCAAAGCGACGGGAUCAAAAUAUGGAAUUUGGAAAAGGAGGAUGAAAAGAGAGCCGAGGAAAAUUUCUUUAUAUUAAGCAUGAAGCAACUGAAACGUAACAACUUUGCCUGCACAAAAGCUAAGAAUCAGGAAUUGAAAUGCAACUACUAUUCCACUUCCCUAUACUCAAGUGAA